AUGGCUGCGCUUGCUGAGCGACAAAAUACUACCGCGCUGGUUUCUAAUACUAUUGAUAUGGUAUUUGGUCACCAAAGACGUGGACCAGACCCUGAAAACUCGUCUGAAAAAGAUUAUAGGAAUGAGGUGCUAUAUGUAAUUAAUUAUUUUCAGACUCAACUAACUGGAUCACGCACCAGCAUACAAAAGUUCCCGCAAUAUUAUCCAAGUUCGAUGUUACCGCCGCCGCCACCUGCUCCUAUGGCCAGACCAGUAGCAAUAAUAAGAUCAACAGGUGAGUUAGCAGUGACAACUGCUAACUCGCCACCAACAUCGUCACCUACGGAUCCAGCCGAGCUAGGGCCUAAUCAGGAACAGAUGACUACCGCAGCGGCAGUUGGACUCGUCGGUUCUGCUUGCCAGAAUUCUGUCGAACCCGUUGGACGAAAGAGCCCCACCAGAAUUCUCGUUACACCGCAUACCUCCAACAGGGAAUAUACAUUUGCUCAUUUUCAUUCGCAACCUGGUCAGCAAAUCUUCACGUAUCCAACCAUUAGCUCGAUGUCUGGAGUAAUUUCGCCGACUAACUUAUCUCUAUUCUCGUCUCCUGUUUCGGUAACGAGACCGGUAGCAACACAAAGGUCGGUCACUAAUAUCCCACCACGUUGGAAUACUGCGCCAUUCAUCAAUUUGGAAGACGAUUAUAACAUGAUUGCACCGAUUAUCACUGGAACAAGCAGUGAGCCAUCAGCCACUAUAGAAGAAGAACGAUAUUUUCAUCCUGUGCAUACGAGUGGCGUGGUAGAUAAAAAUGGCAGUGGUAAUUUAAUAAGCAGUGAACUUGGAGUAAACACAGAUUCAUCACAUCAUCACCAACAACAGCAGCAGCAUCCGCAGCAACAACAGCAACAACAGCAGCAGCAGCAGCAGCAGCAAGUACAGCAAUCAUCUUCGCAACAGCAACAGCAGCAAAUAAUAGCAGAUAAAUGCAGCGGGUCCAAGUCUCCUCCGUGACAGUGGAGUCGAAGAAUGGAAAAUCUUGAAAAACUCACGAACUCGCCAUGUUUGUUAGAAUCGAUAAUUAGUAUUACAUAUAAUAAUUGCCGAAGUCACAUCCGAAGUCGAAUUCGAGAGCAAUUGUCAGGAAAUUAUGCCUCAUAUUCAAUUAUGUAAUUUAAACUUACGAAGAAUAGAAUGCUUAAAAGUUCGAUCUUAAUUUAUGUAUUAUAAAGUAAGAGAAUAUGAAGAAUGCUUUUCAAGGAAUGCAACUAAGAAGGAAAAAAUCCAUUGAUUCAUAUUUUAUUAGGAUAAAUUAAUAUAUAAUAUAAAAUAUAUGCUAGGAUAGAUUAAUACAUAAUAUGAAGUUUCGUAUUGUGAAACAAUCCAUUCUAACUAAUAUUGUAUAGUUUAUCGUGCGAUACAAUUUGCGAUGCUUAAAGUGUGCUAUGAUACACAACUUAAGCAGUAAGACACGAACAGUAAGCAAAUCAAUAUUUGGAUUUGCCACAGCUUACGUUUAAUGAUCUCUACUGUGAUAAGCUCAUUUGCUUACUGCUUAUGUUUUACUGUUUAAGUGUUUUUGUGUACUAUACAGCCUUUAAUGCAGUCAUAAGUUAACAUCGCCGUGUAUGCCUUAUUCUGUUUGAGAACAGAAACUUGUUUACAUAUAGUAGCUACAACAAUAUUAUUUAAGUUAUAAAUGUAACGUAUUUAGAUAAAACGACAAAUUUUUAAAUUUUCAAUAUUAUAUAAACAAUUGGACAUGAUAGUGGAGUAUUGUGGCAUAUUGCUUUACAUGAUUGUGGAUUAUUGUAAAACGUUUGAUUUGUAGUCAACUACAUAAAGCCUGUAUCAAUCGAUAUACGAUCCAUGACGAAUAAUAGACUAAAUUGUUUUUUUUUCA
Acromyrmex echinatior (Panamanian leafcutter ant) is the source of this 1882-nucleotide messenger RNA. It is a transcript of the gene NfI, whose product is annotated as Nuclear factor I. Gene Ontology annotation, biological process: regulation of transcription by RNA polymerase II. Gene Ontology annotation, cellular component: nucleus. Lineage: Eukaryota; Metazoa; Arthropoda; Insecta; Hymenoptera; Formicidae. The record is from RefSeq and is a predicted model, not a curated record. Gene Ontology annotation, molecular function: DNA-binding transcription factor activity, RNA polymerase II-specific; RNA polymerase II cis-regulatory region sequence-specific DNA binding.